GCCAAAAUGAAGUCUGUGGUGUCUGUGUGCUGCUUGCUGUCUCUUCUGGCCUUGUCUGCUGCAGAUCUCCUGACAGACUCCUCUGUCCAAGAUGAGGAUCCUCGGAUGCGUCUGAAGCUCCAGCGGCCAGAGGGAGACCUCUUUUCCUGUGGUUGUGACACAUCAGAGGAGCAUUCCAGCCAGAGCUCCUCCAAUGACACCCCAGCCCCAGAGAGGGCCGUGUGCCAUCCCUGCAAAGCCCCAUCGACUGCAGAUGAAAAAGACCCAUCCUCCUUAGAGGAUAAGGAGGAAGAGGAAGCACCACAAGAUGAUUCUUCCACUGAGGUGGCAGCAAGUGAAGAAGAGGAUGAAGAAGAAGUGACAUCAGAGGAAGAAACUGAGGAGACAGUAGAUGAUCCACCUAUUCCUGAAGACGAGGAGGAGACUUUGGCUGUGGCUGAGGAAGGUGAGGAAGAAGCCAAAAAUGAAAUAUCCAAGGAGGAAGAAGAAGUGAUUGAACCUAAGGAUACUGAUGGAGAAGAAGCGGUUAAAGAGACUGAGGAAUCAGAAGAUGAAGACGUACAGGAAGAAGCAGAGGAAGCUUCUGUAGAAAUGAAAACUGUGGAAACAGUCCUGCAAGACGAUACAGAUGUGGAGGAUGCAGCUGAGAGGGAGGCGGUCGAAGUGACCGAAUCAGAAUCAAAAGAAGAACCAGUGGUGGUUCCUGAAACCAACCCUGAGUCUGAAGAAACGGAGCCAGAACUGAUAGAAGAACCAAAAACAGUAUCAGCAGAUAGUUUAGAGACUGAACCUGAACCUGAAGUCACUGCAGAGUCUCCAGCUGGAGUGAUUUUAGAAAAGCAACAAGAGCCAGGAGUCACUCCACAGGUUCACCCAGAAGCUGUUACAGAGGAGACCACACCACAGUCGGUUGAGGAAGCAGGAGUGCAGGAUGUAACUGAGGAAAUUACAGUAGAGGCAGUGGAGGAGGUGACUCCAGAGGAGCCUUCACAGUCUAAAUCCAAAGAAGGAGAGACAUUAAGCGUGGCACUGAGGAACCGUUCCCACAUUGAGGAUACGCUGCGACUGGCGUCUGCUGAACCCUCAGCAGAGUUCUCAGGUGCCGUGAAGACGCUGCUGAACAUCUACCACAAGGCCGUCAAGCCAGUAGAGCAAGCCUUCAAGUACAAUGAGCUCAGGCAGCAUGAAGUCACAGAGGGCGAGGUCACAUCCAAGCCCAUGGUUUUGUUUCUGGGACCCUGGAGCGUUGGAAAGUCCUCUAUGAUCAACUAUCUGCUGGGUCUUCACGGCACCCCCCAGGAACUCUACACAGGUGCUGAACCCACUACCUCCGAGUACACUGUCAUAAUGCACGGCGAGAAGUUUCGGAGCGUAGAGGGCAUCGUCAUGGCGGCAGAUAGCUCGAGGCCUUUCUCGCCUCUGGAGAAGUUCGGCCAGAACUUUCUGGAGCGACUGGUCGGCAUUGAGAUGCCACACAAGCUGCUGGAGAGGGUCACCAUAGUCGACACACCGGGCAUCAUUGAAAACCGAAAGCAGCAGGAAAGAGGAUACCCAUACAAUGAGGUGUGCCAAUGGUUCAUUGAUCGGGCUGAUCUCAUCUUCCUGGUCUUUGAUCCUACUAAACUGGAUGUGGGAGGUGAGCUGGAGAUGCUCUUUCGUCAGAUGAAGGGCCGUGAAUCACAGAUCCGCCUCAUCCUCAACAAGGCAGACAGCCUCUCGACCCAGGACCUGAUGAGGGUCUACGGAGCCCUGUUCUGGAGCAUGGCACCGCUCAUCAAUGUCACCGAACCCCCUCGAGUGUACGUCAGCUCCUUCUGGCCUCACGCCUAUGCUCCAGACACCAGCCGGGAGCUGUUUAUGAAGGAGGAGAUCUCACUGCUGGAGGACCUCAACCAGGUGAUUGAAAAUCAGAUGGAGAACAAGAUUGCAUUCAUUCGGCAGCACGCCAUCCGUGUGCGCAUCCACACUCUGCUGGUGGAUCGCUACCUCCAGACCUACUACGAUAAGCUGGGCUGGUUUGGUGACCCCCAUGAGGUGUUCCAAGACAUUGUCAAUGACCCUGACAAGUAUUACAUCUUCAAGUCCAUUCUGGCUAAGACAAAUGUCAGCAAAUUCGACCUGCCAGACAAGGAGGCCUACCAGGACUUCUUCGGGGUCAACCCGAUUUCCAACUUCAAGCAGCUCUCCUAUCACUGCAGCUGGACUGGAGGCUGCCUGCUGGAGAAGCUCGAGAAAGCCAUUUCACACGAGCUCCCGGCUCUGCUCAGCAGCGUUAGCAAGAGGACAGAUGCACCCGCCCCUGCGAAAGCUGCAAAAACACCGCCGCCCCCCCUCCCUGGUACCUGUGAGGGCCCUGUGUGUGAGGAGAAGCCCAAAAACCGCUGGAGGAGACAGCUCCUCGGUCACAACCAGCACACCAGCUGGGGCGAGGAUUUCAGUCACAGCGAAGACCCCUGGAAGCUGCAGGAGAGGAGAUACCACGUUCGGCUGGAUAAGACCGCGAAAGCCGCCACAAACCUGUAUGUGUUUAUAUCCACCACACCAACUCCAGCAGAGAGCUUUAUCAGGGGGGGAGAGAAAGGGUGGCACCAACGACGGACGGAAGAGGACGCACCACAGCCAGAGCGCACAGUGUUGUGUUUGUUGGACACACACAUGCCAGCGAAAACUAGCACUAUCCAGACCUAA
Pelmatolapia mariae (spotted tilapia) is the source of this 2688-nucleotide messenger RNA. RefSeq names its product sarcalumenin-like. Gene Ontology annotation, molecular function: GTP binding. The record is from RefSeq and is a predicted model, not a curated record. Bases 7 to 2688 code for a protein of 893 amino acids. The transcript has 9 exons. Lineage: Eukaryota; Metazoa; Chordata; Actinopteri; Cichliformes; Cichlidae.